AUGACUAGAGGCAAUCAAAGAGAUAUUGAUCGAGAGAGAGCGAAGAAGCGCAGUGAAAAGAAUGAAAAAGCAAAGAACAAUGACUUUGCCAAGAGAAAACUCACCGAUGCGGACAUUAUGAGAGAGAAAUAGAAGAAGGCAGAAGAAAAGAAGCAGAAAGAGGAGGAGGAUAUGAUUAAGACACAGAUGAAGGAUAAAAAUUUAGAUUAUCUCAAGAAGUUUGAAGAGCUUAAUGUUCAAGAUGAUGAGUAGCAGCAUCAAGACGAUUAAGAGGAGGAAAAGAAACAACCUGAAGUCAAGGAGAUGAUCAAGCCCUAAAAUCAUCAAUAGAAAAAAAAGAAUUGA
Molecule: messenger RNA, 345 nt
Organism: Stylonychia lemnae
Lineage: Eukaryota; Ciliophora; Spirotrichea; Sporadotrichida; Oxytrichidae
Source: the annotation of a GenBank genome assembly